Helobdella robusta is the source of this 1798-nucleotide messenger RNA. RefSeq lists its product as hypothetical. Bases 1 to 990 code for a protein of 329 amino acids. The record is from RefSeq and is a predicted model, not a curated record. NCBI's taxonomy places the organism in Eukaryota, Metazoa, Annelida, Clitellata, Rhynchobdellida, Glossiphoniidae. The transcript is spliced from 4 exons.
AUGUCAGGCUGUAGCGAGAAUUUGGACACGCAGAGUUCAUUCUACGUGGAGUCUGGGCGAUACACGACCAAGUACCUUCGAAUCGUGCGCAUAUGUUUCACUCGACCGUUCUUAAGAAACGAGGAUGACAUGACGUCAGCCAGCAACCCAACAUCCUCAUCACCGGUAUCAUCUUCACUCAGAUCUUCACCUUUAUCUUUUUUGUCAUCGUCGCCCAAUUUGCGAAACGACGAAAACACGAGUUUGACGGAAGAUGCGCCCAUCCAGACCGUCGCAAAUAGGAGUGCCGACUUUUGCUCAAUCCACGCAGCUUUUGAUAAACAAACAAAAAAUGACGAUCGAGUCGACGUUGAACAUUCUUCGAAGGUAAACGACGGUUGUAAAGUAAGCAGGCCCAGGUUCAUUUCCCUUUUCAAAUCACUUUCUCAAGAUGGAACUUCCCUGGAGAAGCAGCAACAGAAACUCUCAGAGAAACAACAAAAACAUCAAUACCAACUCAGACGUCAGACUUCACUCAAUUUUCCGCAACAACAACAUCAGCAACAACAACAUCGCCAAAGACGAUUAACGCAUUCUUGUUCUCUACACUUACCACGAAACCAGCAGCGAAACACACAUCAACAAUAUCAACAACUGAACCCAAACUACGUGACCUUUGAACCGGUCAUGUUGAGUUCAGGGGGUAUCAUUGGCAUACCAUUGUUUGAGAGGCUCUCGGAGACGAUGAAGCGAGCCAUGCUGUGGCUUUCACAGUGCAGUCCAGACAUCCAGGUGAUUUCAGCGGAGACAGUGCCAGUACGAAUUUUCUCCGGCAAUCAGUACGGCAACCACGAAGUGACGUACACCUGGAACAGGGGCGAACAGAAGGAGUUCUGGCUCUUUGUUAUCAGGCUUUACAUAUCAGGUGAUUUUCGAUUCAGCCCACCAGAUGUCUUGCUACCUCCGUUCCUCUUGAAGAAACGUAACGAGAACUGUUGCCAUGUCUCUUGACAGAUGAUCUUCAUCACUUCAGCAGAUGCUCUUAUUCUCACUUUUUUGAUGUUGUUCAUAUUUUUGAUGUUCGUGAAUUUUAUAACAACAUUUGCGUCAUUACUUGAUGAAAAAAAAUUAAGAAGAAUGUUCGUCGAUUCAAACGUUAUUUUGUUGUUCGCAGAGCUGCUUGAGUGUUAAUAACUGUGUGACGUCACUUUUUUUUAUAUCGUUUCAUUGGAUUCAUUCAUUGAUAUACAACAACACAACAAAUCACACAUUAUAUACGUAUAUUACGUAUACACACGUUCAUUUUGUAUAUGCAUAGAAUGUACAAGUUGUAUGUAUAUGUAGUUAUUGUAUGUAUGAACAUUAUUUCUUUAAUAUGUUCUUAGGAAAUUUUUUGUUGUCGAAAAAAUAAUUAAUAUUGUAAUUAAAUACCGUAGGGACAAGUAGUGGGUGAUUUAAAUAAUAAAAGUAUUCAGUGGGUUGGAUCUAGAUGGAGGGGGCCGAGAGGGGCACUGACCCCCCUCUGUGAGCAGUUUUUUAAUAAAAAUCAUAAAAGGACCGUUUUAUGUGUAAAAUCGACCAAAAAUUGAACGUGAUAAGCAAAAAAAGAUCGUCAGCCCCACAACCACUAAUCUGGACGCCCUUUUGAAAAUUUUGGCUCCCAUCGUGAUAAUUUUCAACACUUUCAAAUUUUUGCCCACCCCCUCGUUGCGUGCGUCAAAGUUAUCUAGAUCCGCCACUGUAAGUAUUAAAAUUUUCCCUACAAACUUCGAUUUAAUUUAAUAAAAAUGUUCCAAAUAAUAAAUAACUUUUAAUUUGG